CUCAACCGGAGCUUUCGUUUAAGCACCACAGCGUCGCAUGCCAAGCGUUAUACCCCGAGAUACAGCCGAGAGAGCCACCACAGCUUCAGCUGCUAGCCACCUUCUUCGUCGUUUCCUUGGAAUUUUUGCUGAGCAUGACCCGGCGCAAGGUGGACGAGGAGCAGGUUCGGAAGGCCUGUGCAGCGAUAGAUGAUGACAUGUCGGUUAGGAAGGCUGCUGAGGUCUUUGGGGUAGGUCGUACGUCCAUCGAAGACCGCCGCCGUGGCAACGUGGCCAUGAACGCGAAGGUUGGUCCCGAGACCAUCCUGAGCAAAGAAGAGGGUUCGCUGGAAGAUAUUCUGCUGUUUGCUGCUCGCAACUUCUUGGCUGUGGAUCGGGUUCACCUUAGAGAUGCGGUGCGACGACUCUGCAACGACGGUCGGCGGAUCCCUUGGGAUCCAGAGAAGGGUCCGGGGAAAGGUUGGCUUGCGGGCUUCCUUCGUAGGCACCCACGGGUGGCGGAGCGCUCGACCCGCAUCUACGAGGCAAACAAGACCACCGAGGAUGAGGAGCCUCGCAUGGUGCAGUUCUUCGAGAGAUGGGCAGCUCUCCUCGACGAGGUGAAGAUUCGCUCGUAG
This is a messenger RNA of Ectocarpus sp. CCAP 1310/34, 617 nucleotides long. The record is from the annotation of a GenBank genome assembly. NCBI's taxonomy places the organism in Eukaryota, Phaeophyceae, Ectocarpales, Ectocarpaceae.